Molecule: messenger RNA, 841 nt
Organism: Mercurialis annua (annual mercury)
Lineage: Eukaryota; Viridiplantae; Streptophyta; Magnoliopsida; Malpighiales; Euphorbiaceae
Exons: 4
Coding region: 70-333 (87 amino acids)
Source: RefSeq, a predicted model, not a curated record
CAAUUGUCACUCGUAGCAAAAAGGUAGGAAAACGAAAAAUUUGCAGAAGUCCAAAUCAGAGAAACAAAAAUGGUGAGAUUGAGCAGAACACUAUUGCAAGAAGCAGGGAAUAGAAUGAACACUAUUCUCUCUGAAUUUCUCGUCUGCCCACUUUCCAAGCAACCCUUGAGACAUUGUCAAGAAACAAAUUCUCUUAUCAGCGAUUCUCUCGGUGUCUCUUAUCCUAUAAAGAAUGGGAUCCCUUGUUUGGUCCCAAUGGAUGGCAAGAUUCUUGAAACUGAACAAGAUUCUGUUACUGCUGCUGCUGAUUCAUCUGUGAAAAACAAGGAUUAACUAUGAGAUUAUGCUUUAGGAGAUUUGUAUUUCAAGCUUCUUCAGAGAAUGGCAAAGAGAAAAGAUUAAUACAGCCUAUCAAUCCCUUUUCCAAGCAGAGUUUCUGCUUUUCAUUUUGAUAUAAGCACUGGUGCUUAUUAGAUCAAAGCCUGUAUCUUAACAGGCGUUGAUCGCCAUUCCAGUCCUUAUUAAUUCAGAAUUGGAUCAUAAAAUGCUUCUCUAGGAAUCGGAAGCAAGCAGACUCAAAGGUGGCUAUAACUUGCGAACUUACAUAUGCAGCUUGGUAAGUAAAUUGUCAUGCUGUGGAAAUUGCCAAGGGGACAUGAAAUCAAAAUAUUAGGAGAGUAUAAUUUCUUUUUUUAAAUAUCGGGAUUUUGAUCUAACCUUAGGGGUGAUAGUACUUAUUUCUUAAGUUUAUGAACACUAGAUAUGCAAGUAAAAAGCAUAACCUUCUAAUGGUGAAAGCCUCUAUUGUCGAAAAAAAAUCGAUAUUUCUUUAGUUUUGUUA